GGAGCUUCUGAAAUUUGUGGAGAUUUUUCUCUGCAGAUGCAGGAAGAAAACAGGUGGAUGGGUGAAUAAGUAUGACCUUCCUCCUGGUCUCCUUGCUGGCAUUCCUGAGCUUAGGCUCAGGAUGUCAUCAUCGGAUCUGUCACUGCUGGCACAGGGUUUUCCUCUGCCAAGAGAGCAAGGUGACGGAGAUUCCCUCCGACCUUCCCAGGAACGCAGUUGAACUGAGGUUUGUCCUCACCAAACUUCGAGUCAUCCCAAAAGGAGCAUUCUCGGGAUUUGGGGACCUGGAGAAAAUAGAGAUCUCACAGAAUGAUGUCUUGGAAGUAAUAGAGGCAAAUGUGUUCUUCAACCUGUCCAAAUUACAUGAAAUUAGAAUUGAAAAGGCCAACAACCUGCUAUACAUCGACACUGAUGCCUUCCAGAACCUUCCCAACCUCCGAUAUUUGUUAAUAUCCAACACAGGUAUUAAGCACUUGCCAGCUGUUCACAAGAUUCAAUCUCUCCAAAAGGUUCUACUAGACAUUCAAGAUAAUAUAAACAUCCACACAGUCGAAAGAAAUUCUUUCAUGGGGCUGAGUUUUGAAAGUAUGAUUUUAUGGCUGAAUAAGAAUGGCAUUCAAGAAAUACACAACUGUGCAUUCAAUGGAACCCAACUAGAUGAGCUGAAUCUAAGUGAUAACAUUAAUUUGGAAGAAUUGCCUAAUGAUGUUUUCCAGGGAGCCUCUGGACCAGUCAUUCUAGACAUUUCAAGAACCAGGAUCCAUUCCCUGCCUAGCUAUGGCUUAGAAAAUCUUAAGAAGCUUCGGGCCAAGUCAACAUACAACUUGAAAAAGCUUCCCAGUCUGGAUAAGUUUGUCGCACUCAUGGAGGCCAGCCUCACCUACCCUAGCCACUGCUGUGCCUUUGCAAACUGGAGACGGCCAAUGGUCCCUAUUGUAAUUGACCGUCAGGGCCUGUCUGGUACAGCAAAAGAGAGGAACGCCCCUCUCCUAGGAAGAGAUGCCAAAAGAGGGUAUGAUAUUCUAAGGGUCUUGAUAUGGUUUAUUAGCAUCCUGGCCAUCACAGGGAACAUCAUAGUGUUGAUGAUCCUGAUAACCAGCCAAUACAAACUCACAGUUCCCCGGUUCCUUAUGUGCAAUCUAGCCUUUGCUGAUCUCUGCAUUGGAAUCUACCUACUGCUCAUAGCAUCAGUUGAUAUCUACACCAAAAGCCAAUACCACAACUAUGCCAUUGACUGGCAAACUGGAGCAGGCUGUGAUGCUGCUGGCUUUUUCACAGUCUGCAGUGAGCUUUCAGUCUAUACCCUGACAGUCAUAACACUGGAAAGAUGGCAUACCAUCACCCAUGCCAUGCAGCUAGAAUGCAAAGUACAGCUCCGCCAUGCUGCCAUCAUCAUGCUGCUAGGCUGGAUCUUUGCUUUCACGGUCGCCCUCUUUCCCAUCUUUGGCAUCAGCAGCUACAUGAAGGUGAGCAUCUGCCUGCCCAUGGAUAUUGACAGCCCCUUGUCACAGCUCUAUGUUAUGUCCCUUCUUGUGCUCAAUGUCCUGGCCUUUGUGGUUAUCUGUGGCUGCUAUGCUCACAUCUACCUCACAGUGAGAAACCCCAAUAUUGUGUCCUCCUCUAGUGACACCAAGAUCGCCAAGCGCAUGGCUAUGCUCAUCUUCACAGACUUCCUCUGCAUGGCACCCAUCUCCUUCUUUGCCAUCUCUGCCUCCCUCAAGGUGCCCCUCAUCACUGUGUCCAAGUCAAAGAUCCUACUGGUCCUGUUCUACCCCAUCAACUCCUGUGCCAACCCCUUCCUCUAUGCCAUCUUCACUAAGAACUUCCGCAGGGAUUUCUUCAUUUUGAUGAGCAGGUUUGGUUGCUAUGAAAUGCAAGCCCAAACUUAUAGAACAGAAACUUUAUCCACUGCCCACAACUCCCAUCCAAGAAAUGGCCACUGCCCUCCAGCUCUCAGAGUUACCAAUUACACACUUGUCCCUCUAACCCAUUUAGCCCAGAACUAAAACAUUAGGUGCAAAAUGUAUCUCAGUGUCAAAGGAUAACUGAAGUCUCACUUUUGAAGUAUAUGCCAUGGCAUAGCUGGCAGAGUACUCUACAUACUUCAUCCUAUUUAAUCUUCCUAGCACACCUGUAAGGUAAAUUGCUCAGGAACUAUUACUCCAUAUGAUAGAUUAGGAAGCUGAAGUAGUAACAACAUUCAUAAUUAAAACAAUACAUUUGUUUUAUGCUUUAUGAUGUUCACAGUGCUUUUGUUCAGAUCAUCCCAACUGAUCCUUAUAAAAGUCCUAUUAACCAGGAUUAUUCUUGGAGUUUUAUAGACAAGUAAAUCAAGACUCAAAGGAUUAAGUGACUUGUUCCAGAUGGCUUGGCUUAUAAGAAGCAGAGCCACAAUUAGGUGUUCCGAUUCCCAAAAAACUUCCAAGGGAAGCAGCACAAUGUUUAUUCACUCAUUCAUUCACUCAACAAAUAUUUACUGAGUACCUAUUUGAUGGCUUUGUUAUGCGUCAGCUUCAAUAAGGUAAACUACAUUUUCCAGAAUCCCCUAUGUGCUUCUCAUCAUGAUGGGCUACAGAGAAGAUUGUUGGGAAAAGAGAUUAAGGCAAACUCUAGCCAUUUUGUCACUCUUACACUUUGUUGCUGAUCUGCUGAUUCAGCUCACUGCUAUGGAGCAGCCACUGGGCCUGGAAAUGCUCUAUCUUCCCUUGGAUCCUCCAGGCAGUCUGACUCCUGGGCCAGGUACAUGUGCUUCAUUCAAUGAUGAAGAACCUCGGCUGCUGCAAAAUUCUUUUAUGACCAAGGGGAGAGGCAACAAGAUGGAAAUGGGGCUCAGUUUUAUCUCGUGGGGUUCCAUCUCAUGCAGUGGCUUCCAGCAUGCUAGUGGUCUUCCCUUUAUCACUGCCUCUGUUGUGUACUUGAGCUCCAGCAUGAGAUGCAUGCCUGGUUCUGCUUCUUUAGUUAAAGCCUAAUUUGUAGAAGAUAGAGCCUACUAGAUGGCAUGUAUGUAGAUUAUAAUGUUAAGAACCUAGCGGCUUUGGAAUUAGAGCUAAGACUUUAUCAUAAAUCCUCGAUAAGCGAGGACACUAUACUAUCUCUCCAGGCUCAACUUAUUCAUGUUAAUUGGAAUUGGUUAGAAUUCCUAACUAUUGGGCUUAUUGUGAGAAGUAGGAAAAUUUUAAGUGCUUUAGUGUUAUAGUAGGCUUGAUACAUUUUAGUUUACCUUUCUCCCCCUAGACCAAUGCCCAGUCCUCCUGACCCUUGAUCUAGAACUCAUUCCAUUAUACCAUAUUGUUCCUAAUAAGUAACUAUAUUUCCCAUAUUUAUCUUCCUGAAAGACCCAGUCUAGAAAACCUGGACCAUAAAUUCCAACCAUAAAUCUCCACCAAGCACUGUUCCAUAACCACCUCACAAAGCUCUGAGUCUCCUCUCAGAGUAUGCUCUUUCCAUGUUGAAGCCAAUCCUUCCUCCUCUUGCCUUAUGGCAAACAUUUCAUAACUUUGUCCCAAAUGAAUUAACAAGGAAGUUCGUAUAGGGCUGGAAGAAAAAGCAAUCAUUUCUCCCUAUGUGCCCUGGCAUCAUCUUGAUCUGUUGUGAGCAUC
This is a messenger RNA of Prionailurus viverrinus (fishing cat), 3599 nucleotides long. RefSeq names its product follicle stimulating hormone receptor (gene FSHR). NCBI's taxonomy places the organism in Eukaryota, Metazoa, Chordata, Mammalia, Carnivora, Felidae. Gene Ontology annotation, molecular function: G protein-coupled receptor activity; follicle-stimulating hormone receptor activity. Gene Ontology annotation, biological process: male gonad development; follicle-stimulating hormone signaling pathway. The record is from RefSeq and is a predicted model, not a curated record. Gene Ontology annotation, cellular component: membrane.